This is a messenger RNA of Setaria italica (foxtail millet), 2841 nucleotides long. RefSeq lists its product as uncharacterized. The transcript is spliced from 9 exons. Bases 238 to 2313 code for a protein of 691 amino acids. Gene Ontology annotation, cellular component: cytoplasm; nucleus. The record is from RefSeq and is a predicted model, not a curated record. Gene Ontology annotation, molecular function: poly(A) binding. Gene Ontology annotation, biological process: mRNA processing; regulation of mRNA stability. Lineage: Eukaryota; Viridiplantae; Streptophyta; Magnoliopsida; Poales; Poaceae.
UCCCCCGCGACGGUCCAGAGUCCAGAGUCCCAGACCCCAGCGCCGCUCGCGUUCGGGUGCCGCCGCCUCCCCGCCGUAUCCGUCCACCCUCCCCCCAUCCCCGCCGCCUCCGCCCCGUACCCCCCCUUGCGCCAUACCGUAGGACGCGGCUGCUUCGGCCGGGUGAACUUCCGGGGGUGCCGCGGCCGGUGCGGGAGGGGGGGGCGGCGUCGUCGAGCCAGCUAGGGUUCCUCCCCCAUGGACGGCGGCGAGGGCCGGACGUUCAACGCGAACUUCACCGGCAAGGGGGUGACCCUGCUGCAGGACCGCGUCAAGGAGAAGCUCAGGGAGCUCAUGGGCGACUACUCCGACGACACACUCGCGGAGUAUGUCGUAGUAUUGCUAAGGAAUGGGAGGUGCAAGGAUGAGGCGGCAAAGGAGCUGCAGGUUUUUUUGGGCGACGACAAUGAUGCAUUUGUAUCCUGGUUAUGGGAUCACCUCUCCUCAAAUUUGCACCUUUAUGUUCAACCUAAAGCCACCACUUCUAAUGAUGAACCUAAAAGCACUCACAGUGCUGGUAGAGGAUUGCCUGUUCGCAGUUUGACUAGCAGCGUGCAAGUUAAUUGUGAACCUGAAGCUGAAGCCCAGAAAACAACUAUAGCUCAUCAGAAAAGAGAUUGGGGAAGAAUUAUUCGAGAACAGUCAGAAGCAGUUCCUCUUCGAAGUGUUGUAGCCAAUGUUUCUCAUGCAGAGGAAAAGGAUUUUCAUGAAUCACAUGCAGAGGAAAGGGAUUCUCAUAAAUCACAUGCUGGAAGACGAACCCGCUCUCCUGACAUGCAUAACCACAGAAAGAGGAGCAGAGAGGCAGAUUCACGAUCUACCAAGAGGGUAUCCAACCCAGUUAUUGACGCACCACGCCGACUUCUCCAGUUUGCUGUCCGCGAUGCUGUCAGAACUGUGCAGCCAGUGACUCCUAGAUCAGAAUCAGCUUCCAAGCGACUUCGUUCUGUGGUGUCUACAUUGGCGUCAGAUUCGGCACUUGAUAUUACUCAUAUUAGGUUGCAGAAAACAAAUUCAGAUGUGAGAAUACCAGCAUUAAGAGCUGCAGCUGAGGCGGCUGAAGAUGCUAUCAAAGGUAGCUUUUCGGGGAGUGUUUUUAAUAGAUUGGGAAGGAUGCCCACAAUAAAUCAUACUGAUGCUCUUAGAGAACAAGACCCAGAAGGUGAAGAAUAUGAGAAUAUAGAUAACAUACGAGCAGAAAAUCAAGUUGAAUUUUAUGAAAGAAAUCAGUAUGGUGGCAGUGAUGCUUACAUGCAUGACCAGGAAUCAGAGGAAGCUACAGGUUCUGCUCCCAAUAUUGAUGAGUAUGAAAGGUAUAAUGGAUUGGGUUCUCGCCAAAGUAGAUUGUCUUCUAGUGCAGGCAAAGAGUCAUUAGUAUUAGGGUAUGUAAGGGGAGCUGUUGAAGUAAGAGGCAGAAGAUUGAUAGCUCAGGGCACACAUGCUGGUUCAGGACCAAGUCCAUCCGGAAAGAACUUAAAUAUGUCUGCUAACACUAGUAUGCGGAAACUUCCAACUCAUCAAACUAGGGAUGCUGUUGUAUCUGACCCUCAAGUGCCAAUGGAGAAGAAGGUUGCUGAUGCAAGGAACUCAAAUGUGAAAAUUACGCAUGUUAAUGAUACGGUCAUGACUGAUAAGUCCAAAGAUUUUAUACAUUCAGGUUCUAUGCUGGAGGCGCAAAAGGCUUCGUCACUUGCUGCUGGAUCAAAUACUACAGGUCAACCUGAAGGUGGCCCUGAUUCUAGAACUGUCUUUGUUAACAAUGUACAUUUUGGUGCAUCAAAAGAUGCUCUUACUCGUCACUUCAAUAAGUUUGGGGCUGUCCUAAAGACCCUUCUUGUGUCUGAUGGCAUCACUGGCCAGCCAACAGGCUCAGCGUAUAUUGAGUUCUUGCAUAAAGAAUCGGCAGAGCAGGCAUUAACCCUGAACGGCACAUCUUUUAUGUCACGCAUUUUGAAGGUCGUUCGAAAAAGCUCCACUGAAGCAACCCAGCUGUCUGGCUUGCCCCGCGCUUCUCGGGGGUCACCCUUCGCUUCAAGGCUCAUUAGAACUGCAUACCCAAGGCCGACCUUUCCUGGUGCUAUCCGCGGGCGACUGCCACUCAGAGGUGGUGCCCGGAGUUUCCAGUGGAAGCGUGGCGCUGCUGAUUCCACCGAUGCCGGAAAACCUAGUCAAACUGCACCUGCAGCUCCUGGGAAUCAGUUGGUCACCCCAAUCACAAGAAGCUUCACCUACACACGCACUGAGCCGAAAUCAAAUGAUGGUGCGAUGGCAUGACUGGCCAGGCGCAGCAUGCCACUGAUCCUGAUGAAAUCUCGCAGAAAGAGCUCGUGAUUGAUGGCUGUUUCGUGCUUCAUUCGGCCACUUUUGGUACAUAUUUAAAUAGCUGCAGAUCUUAGUUUGUAGGAGGCUGUUUUUUUGUGGACGUCAAACUUUGAGCCAUACUCUGUGAGAGGCUUUUGUGCCUUUUUCCCAUCGGCACACAUGCUGUGCUGGCUGGCUGUGUGGAGUUUCUGGAGAGUAGAAUAUAUAUAAAAAAUAGUCGAGGAAGAGAUGAAAGCGAUGGGAACGCUGGAACUUUUAUUAUUAUUGAUAGAUUAUUCGGCCUCCACGGUAUCCGUAUCGAAUGGUGAUCAUGUCCAAACCUGUAGUUUCAGUAACGAGAUUCAUCUUAUUUCUACUGGAGGGUAUAUUUUCCUUUCACUCUCUUGGGCCAGUUUUGUAAAUAUACAAAACAUAAUAGUACCGCACUACUACCUCUGAGAUCUGGCUGCCAUUAAUUGUACAGGCCUGUACGUGUUUCUA